GCUGCUGAAGCUAUCGCCCUUCUCCAACAGACCUCCUGGCACCAACCGCUGGGCUAUUAGUGAGCUUCUCCCUCAGUCCUCCAAUCUACGUAACUUACCCAAGGAGCAUAACCAAACUCCUCUCGGGCUUGCCAACCACCUUGCACUUUUCUCAUCCAUCGUGCUAUUCACACUUCGUUCUCCCUGACACCCAAGAUUGCUGUUCUAUACUCUGUCUUUAGCUCAUCCUGACAUUCAAGAUUGUUGAUCCUGUUUCUUUUUCGUUUCUGCUUCAAGUGUGACGCAUUUCAUUUCCACCGUGUAUAUUCUUCCCGUGUAACAGCAUUCAAUGGUUUCAAUGGACGACAGUUCGAACCCCCGUGCCCCGGCCCCCAUGCACCCCGCCACCCCUCUGAAACGCUGUGCUCCACGGGAAGAUUGCCGCCGUGCUCCCCUCUUCGAGCUGGCUUGUGCCCUCUGCCAGAAACACAACAGAGAUAACGAAAUUGAGGACUUGGACGAGGCGAUCACUUUCCACCGCGCAGUUUUAGAACUCCGACCAGUCGAAAACGACAAGUAUCAUCGGUCCACCUCACUACACCACCUCGCUCUCUGCCUUUCAUAUAGAUAUGACGAGCAGGGGACAGUCAACGACUUAGAAGAAGCUAUCUCGCUUGCACGUGCAGCACUGGAACUCUGUCCACCAGGGCACCUCAAUCGUGGUGUAUAUCUCCACAAUCUCGCUUGCGACCUCCGGAGAAGGUUCGUGAAACAGGCUGCGAUACACGAUUUAGAAGAAGCGAUUGGGCUGCUCCGUUCAGCUCUGGGACUGCGUCCCCCUGGACAUCCUGAUCGGUCCUCGACGCUCCAUGAGCUUGCUCUAUGUCUGUCGAAUAGACAUGACAAGCUUGGGACAAUCGGCGACUUGGAUGAAGCUAUCUCGUGUGGACGUGCAGCACUAGACCUCCAUCCGCCAGGGCAUUCCGAUCGUGAUGGAUCUCUUCACAAGCUUGCUUGUGACCUAAGGAAGAGGUUCGUGAAGGAGGUUGCAAUAUGCGACUUGGACGAAGCGAUUGCGUUGCACCGCAUAGCUCUGGAACUGCGUCCCCUUGGACAUCCUGAUCGAUCCUCGACGCUCCAUGAGCUUGCUUUGUGUCUGUCGAAUAGACAUGACAAGCUUGGGACAAUCGGCGACUUGGAUGAAGCUAUCUCGUGUGGAUGUGCAGCACUAGACCUCCAUCCGCCAGGGCAUUCCGAUCGUGAUGGAUCUCUUCACAAGCUUGCUUGUGACCUAAGGAAGAGGUUCGUGAAGGAGGUUGCAAUAUGCGACUUGGACGAAGCGAUUGCGUUGCACCGCAUAGCUCUGGAACUGCGUCCCCCUGGACAUCCUGAUCGAUCCUCGACGCUCCAUGAGCUUGCUUUGUGUCUGUCGAAUAGACAUGACAAGCUUGGGACAAUCGGCGACUUGGAUGAAGCUAUCUCGUGUGGACGUGCAGCACUAGACCUCCAUCCGCCAGGGCAUUCCGAUCGUGAUGGAUCUCUUCACAAGCUUGCUUGUGACCUAAGGAAGAGGUUCGUGAAGGAGGUUGCAAUAUGCGACUUGGACGAAGCGAUUGCGUUGCACCGCAUAGCUCUGGAACUGCGUCCCCCUGGACAUCCUGAUCGGUCCUCGACGCUCCAUGAGCUUGCUUUGUGUCUGUCGAAUAGACAUGACAAGCUUGGGACAAUCGGCGACUUGGAUGAAGCUAUCUCGUGUGGACGUGCAGCACUAGACCUCCAUCCGCCAGGGCAUUCCGAUCGUGAUGGAUCUCUUCACAAGCUUGCUUGUGACCUAAGGAAGAGGUUCGUGAAGGAGGUUGCAAUAUGCGACUUGGACGAAGCGAUUGCGUUGCACCGCAUAGCUCUGGAACUGCGUCCCCUUGGACAUCCUGAUCGAUCCUCGACGCUCCAUGAGCUUGCUUUGUGUCUGUCGAAUAGACAUGACAAGCAGGGGGCAGCUAGUGACUUGGAAGAAGCCAUCGCGCUUGGACGUGCAGCACUGGACCUCUGUCCGCCAGGGCAUUCCGGUCGUGGCACGGUUCUUUACGGCCUUGCUUGCGAUGUCUGGAAGAAG
Pisolithus orientalis is the source of this 2092-nucleotide messenger RNA. Its product is annotated as TPR-like protein. The annotation marks the transcript as partial. Gene Ontology annotation, molecular function: protein binding. NCBI's taxonomy places the organism in Eukaryota, Fungi, Basidiomycota, Agaricomycetes, Boletales, Pisolithaceae. The transcript is spliced from 4 exons. The record is from RefSeq and is a predicted model, not a curated record.